AUGAGUUCAGGAAAAAAGAAAUUGACAGAUGAAGAAGUUCGAGAAAUGAUAGAAGAUAGUGAUGAUGAGGACUUCAGUAACGGAAGUGAUGAAGAAUUCGUACCGAGUGGAGAAGAGCUGGAAGACUCGGAAAUGGAAGAUGUCAUCGAAGACAUCGAAUAUGAUAGAAACUAUGUUUGCGAAAGCCAACCAAAUGAAAACGAUAGGAAUCAAGCAUCGUCUAGUCCUUCCGAAUCAACCGACGAGGAAAGCGACCCUGUAAGAGGAAGCCCACGCCAGCUUCCGUUUGAACAACAAGAAAAUUUGAUAUGGUUAAGUGAUGUAUUAGCCUUAGGAAGAGAAAACUUUUCUGGCAAUCCGGGGGUUCGAAAUAUUGAAGAAAUAUUAGACGAAGAUCGAAAAGUCAAUAUUAUAAAAAUAUUUGAAUACUUUUUGGAUGAUAGUCUGAUUGAAGAAAUGGUUACGCACACAAAUAAUUACGCCCAGACUUACCAAAAUGUUCGAAGCGGACUACACAGCAGAAUGAAACGAUGGAAACCUGUGGACAAAGGCGAUUUGAAAAAAUUUUUCGGUAUAAUUAUGUUCAUGGGUGUAAAAAUAUUACCGUCAAUAGAACAUUAUUGGAAGUUAGAUAUUUUGUACUAUUGUCCACUUAUGCAUUCCAUUCAGAUGUCAUACAACAGUUUAUAUGUUCCACCGGAAGUUAUCGUUGUAGACGAGUCGAUGAUUAAAUUUUACGGAAGAUUACGAAUAAAAACGUACAAUCCUUCUAAAGCCAGCUCUUAUGGUAUAAAAGUAUAUAAGCUCUGUACAGUAACCAGCUAUACAUGGUCUUACGAAAUUUAUGCGGGUGCCUCUAUUCAGUAUGAGGGGCUAGAUAAACCUGGAACUGUCGUUGCAAAAUUAUGCGAGCCACUUCUAGAUCAAGGACGAGUACUUAUUGCUGACAACUACUAUACCAGUGUUCCUUUGGCAAAAUACUUAAAAGAUCGUAAAACUGACUUAUGCGGAACCUUACGAAAAAAUCGAGUGGGAUUGCCAUUGAACGUUACCAAAUCGAAACUGAAAAAAGGACAAUGUGUCGCUAGACAAAAAGAUAACUAUAUUACCGUGUUGCAUGAUAAACGUGAUGUUCUCAUGAUAUCCACUUGUCAUGGGGACGAGAUGACCAGCGUGCGUACGAGAUUGGGUGAAACAUUGAAGCCAAAUGCCGUCAUCGAUUACAACGAUGCAAAGAAGGGCAUAGAUGUUGCAGGCCAGCUUUCCUCAUAUCAUUCUCCGUUGCACAAAAGUCUGACUUGGUUCAAACAAGUUGCUGUUGACUUGCUUUUUAGAGUAGCGGUGGUUAAUGCGAGAUGCAUAUACAACGAGUAUUCCACCGGGGCUCCACUUACCAUGCUAGAAGUCCAGGAGCAAAUUAUUCGACAUCUUCUUGGACCUUCUGCAAACGUAACCACACCAGCUAGGCCUCCCUCCCAAGGGCUGUCGACACAUAAGCUAACAGAAAUUCCUCGACGAAACAACAUGCUUGUGCGAAAACGUUGUACAAAUUGCUACACAAAAUUACGCAAGGAAGGAAUGCCGGCUGCCUCGAAAGCCAAGCAAGUGCAUACGGAAUGUAUUCAGUGCCAGAAAGCUUUUUGUUUAGACUGCUUCAAUAACGUUCAUUGUUGA
This is a messenger RNA of Hermetia illucens (black soldier fly), 1674 nucleotides long. Its product is annotated as piggyBac transposable element-derived protein 4-like. Bases 1 to 1674 code for a protein of 557 amino acids. Lineage: Eukaryota; Metazoa; Arthropoda; Insecta; Diptera; Stratiomyidae. The transcript is spliced from 2 exons. The record is from RefSeq and is a predicted model, not a curated record.